Messenger RNA from Culicoides brevitarsis, 1656 nucleotides. It is a transcript of the gene Idh, whose product is annotated as isocitrate dehydrogenase [NADP] cytoplasmic. Gene Ontology annotation, biological process: isocitrate metabolic process; NADP+ metabolic process. Bases 180 to 1418 code for a protein of 412 amino acids. The record is from RefSeq and is a predicted model, not a curated record. Gene Ontology annotation, cellular component: cytosol; mitochondrion; peroxisome. The transcript has 2 exons. NCBI's taxonomy places the organism in Eukaryota, Metazoa, Arthropoda, Insecta, Diptera, Ceratopogonidae. Gene Ontology annotation, molecular function: magnesium ion binding; NAD binding; isocitrate dehydrogenase (NADP+) activity.
GUUUCUCACAAGUCGUCGUCCGUGAUUGUUCUCAGCAAUUUUUGUCGCUGAUUUUAUUAUUAACAUUUUUUUCUACACGUCCUCAGUUUUUUUUUAAAGUAAAUCUAAACACCGCAAAAAUAUUUGCAAAAAAAAUUCGAUAAAUAUUUACGCAUCAAUUUAAUAAAAAAGAUUGAAAAAUGGCAACAAAAAUCAAGGCUGGUCCAGUUGUCGAUGUGCUCGGUGACGAGAUGACGCGCAUCAUUUGGGACUUGAUCAAGGAAAAGCUCAUCCUGCCCUUCUUGGAUAUUGAUUUGCACAUUUACGACUUGGGCAUCGAGAAUCGCGAUGCGACAAAUGAUCAAGUAACGAUCGAUUGCGCCAACGCCAUCAAGCAGUACAAUGUCGGCAUCAAGUGCGCAACAAUCACGCCCGACGAAAAACGCGUCGAAGAGUUCAAACUGAAGCAAAUGUGGCGUUCGCCUAAUGGAACGAUCCGAAACAUCUUGGGAGGAACUGUUUUCCGUGCGCCAAUUUUGUGCAAAAACAUUCCCCGUUUGGUGCCCGGAUGGGUAAAGCCCAUCGUUAUUGGGCGUCAUGCGCAUGGCGAUCAAUACAAAGCCACGGAUUUCGUCACAAAUGGCGCCGGCACGUUGGAAAUUAGUUUUACGCCCAAAAAUGGCGGCGAUAAGGUCAGUUUUGUCGUGAACGAGUACAAGGGAAGCGGUGUUGCGAUGGCAAUGUACAACACGGACGAGAGUAUUCGUGAUUUUGCUCAUUCCUCGUUCAAGUACGCCCUGAAUUUGAAGUAUCCGUUGUACUUGAGCACGAAAAACACGAUUUUGAAGAAGUACGAUGGGCGUUUCAAGGAUAUUUUCGAGGAAAUUUACAAUGCCGAGUACAAAUCGCAGUUUGAAGCUUUAAAAAUCUGGUAUGAACAUCGUUUAAUCGACGACAUGGUUGCUUAUGCCAUCAAAUCUGACGGCGGAUUUGUCUGGGCAUGCAAAAAUUACGAUGGCGACGUGCAAUCUGACAUCGUGGCGCAAGGUUAUGGCAGUUUGGGUCUCAUGACAUCCGUUCUUGUGUGUCCCGAUGGCAAAACAAUCGAAGCCGAAGCUGCUCACGGUACCGUAACGCGUCAUUAUCGGUUCCAUCAGCAAGGCAAGGAGACAUCUACUAACCCCAUUGCCAGUAUUUUCGCAUGGACUCAAGGUUUGUUGCAUCGCGCAAAACUAGACAACAAUAAUUUGUUGAAGAAUUUCGCCGAAACGCUCGAACGUGUCUGCGUUGAAACGAUUGAAGCUGGAUUUAUGACGAAAGAUUUGGCAAUUUGCAUCAAAGGCAUGAACGGCGUGCAACGAAGCGAUUAUUUGAAUACGUUUGAGUUCAUGGACAAGUUGGCGGAGAACUUGAAACAAGCCUUGGCUGCUCCCGCAUGACUUGAGAACGAGGGGAAAAGUAAAUUAUGACACGAAACGGGCAACGAAGGGAAGAAAAAACUGAAAAUUUAAGCAUUUUUAGCGUUAAUUGGAGUUUUGUGGAUGGGAUUUACUGCUUUUUUUUAUACAAAAUAAUAAAUUUAUUACAAAUAUUUGUUAAAAAAGAUUAAAAUUAUUUUUUUUCUCAAUUUUUUUUUCAAAAAUUUUAAAAAUAUUGAAGCUAAUAGGGUAAAAAUAA